Rhizopus microsporus ATCC 52813 is the source of this 852-nucleotide messenger RNA. Its product is annotated as Clavaminate synthase-like protein. Gene Ontology annotation, molecular function: 2-oxoglutarate-dependent dioxygenase activity. The record is from RefSeq and is a predicted model, not a curated record. Bases 1 to 852 code for a protein of 283 amino acids. The transcript has 6 exons. NCBI's taxonomy places the organism in Eukaryota, Fungi, Mucoromycota, Mucoromycetes, Mucorales, Rhizopodaceae.
AUGUCUGUGUUGGAAGAUAUUGAGACUAUAUUGACUGACUAUGUGAAAGAGUAUCAAGACAUCAAUGGGACAUUUGUUCAUAUAUAUGAUAAUCCACCUACUCCUCUUGAAUUUUUGAGAACAAGUGUACAUCCAAAUAGACCUGCCAUUAUCAAAGGAGCCUUUGAUCACUGGCCUGCACGCCAUGGUUGGACAAAUGAGUAUCUAAGAUCAAAAAUAGGCAAAUCAGUUGUAACAGUAGCAGUGACACCAAAUGGAUACGCAGAUGCUGUUACUUAUGAUCCUCUGACUAAAAAGGAGUAUUUUGUGAUGCCGUAUGAGCAAAAAAUGACAUUCAAUUCAUUUUUGGACAUAGUUGAAGGUAGAACACCGUCAGAUAAUGCAAACUAUAUCUCUCUUCAGAAUGGAAGUCUAUCACUAGAAUAUAGUGCACUCGAAGAGGAUGUGGAUCCAGACAUUGCCUGGUGUAGCGAAGCACUAGGCAAACAACCAGAUGCAGUUAACUUUUGGUUUGGCGAUGACAAAAGUAUUACUUCUCUACAUAAGGAUCCGUAUGAAAACUGUUAUGCCGUUGUCCGUGGACAAAAGACAUUUAUUCUCUUUCCACCUGCAGAACACUAUUGCAUGCAUGAAUCCGUAUAUCAAAGUGCUGUGUAUGGACCAAAUGAGAGCACAGGAAAGCUCGAGAUAAAGCCACUUGAGUCAACUACGCCUUGGAUACCCGUCAAUCCCCUUUGUCCUGAUUUCAAUCGCUUUCCUAGAUUUCGCAACGCACAGCCAAUCAAGGUCACCAUCAACGAAGGAGAGUUACUUUAUUUACCAGGUAAACUGAUGCCCCCUAAUGCUACAUAA